Molecule: messenger RNA, 2181 nt
Organism: Danaus chrysippus (African queen)
Lineage: Eukaryota; Metazoa; Arthropoda; Insecta; Lepidoptera; Nymphalidae
Source: the annotation of a GenBank genome assembly
AUGGAGUGUCAACAGAGCGAUAGUAAAAAAUUAUUUAAAGUUUUCGACGCGUCCAAACGUAAACGAACUCGGAGGAAACAAGAUGAUAACAACUCAUUGGCUACCGACGAGUCUACCGGCGUCGGUCAAGGUCGCCGCGCCGCAUCCGUCAAACAAAGCCAACAAGACGUUAUGCAGUCACAGAACACUGACGGCGAACAAGAUGCGGAUAUGUCUAAGAGAGAUAGAGACAGCAGCCCAGAGUCGAGAUCGCCGGGCGAAGGUCAUCGACCCUCCAGAUCACCUCGCCGGCAUCGACGAACCGCUCGGGAAGGAGUAUCGCUUGCGUUGAAGGCGGGAAUGGUUUCUACACCAAGGUCCACGUCACCUCGAAUGGAUGGCGAAGACGCGAGCGAAGCUAUACCUCAGGAUCAAGACUCUUUUGUUUACGCGUUCUUGGAAGAAGCCAUAAAAAGGGACAAGAAGAAACAUCGUCAUGAUCAUCAUCACGAGCGUAGGCGGAGUCGCGAGCGAGACCCGUCCGACACCAAGGAGAGGAGACACCACCACAAGAAACACAGAGACGAGUGUAGACACAGAGACAAACCUGCCAAAGAGGAAACUCCGCCGGCCGAUCAUUUAGCCUUGUUUGAAACAUUUGCCAAAUUGUGCGCUCAGAUGACUGACAAAACGGGACACUACGCGAACGCCAGCCCGGUUGGACGUUCCCAAAGUCACAAAUCCCUGCAAUGCGAGGUACUCCGAAAGGAUUCCUACGACGUGGACCACAAACCCGUCAGACUUCACAGUCGCGAGCCAUCCAGGGAACAAUCACCAACGAGGGCGCGGAGCAGUGAAUAUUUCCGCAAUAGAGUUCGGAGUCAUGAUAAUGUUUCUCCGCCUUUGGACGACAGGAAAGAGAAUUGCGUCUGUUGUCCUCCAUACAACAAGCUACACCCGAGAUAUACCAGCAAAGUGAUCGUUACAGACAAAAACCGGGACGAAGACAGAUAUAGAGCUUAUCCAUUGGAAAGUACUCCUACCAGGAGCUAUCUCGAUACUUACUAUAGACCUCACGCUGACGGGAGAGAUAGGAGAGAUGACAGAGAUUAUAAGAAGUGUGAGGACAGGAGGAGAGCUUGUGAGGCGAAAACGAGCAGGAGCUUCGAUGUUCAUAGAGAGAGUCAUAACGACGACGAACGGUGUUGUAGGAGGACGGCCAGGAGUGACGGAGUUAAAGAUAAGAUGUAUGACAUCCGGGAGUAUAGAGACAGGAAACAUGAGGAGAGGAAUUAUAGGGAGAAGUACUACGACGACAGAGUGAGGGAGAGGAACUACAACACACAGGGGAAGGAACGGGUGAGGAGGAACUCGGAGCGGUAUGAGAGAUGCUCAGUGGUGUCCAAGGACGAGGACUACAGGGAGCGAUACUCGGAGAGAGAGAGAGACUCAGGACUGAGUGUGGCCGACGGAGAGAACAGCACUAUCAGUGGGAAGAGCAACUACUUGAGAGUUGUUAAACAGGAAAUAACAGAACAGAGAGAGGCUAUGGACAAGAUGAUGAAGCUGUGGAAGGAACUGAUGAGAUGCUUUAAAAGUAUAUCACAGACACAGGGCAGGGACAAGGAUGUUAACGAGUCUGCGGCGGCGCAAUUACGUCUUUGGAGAGAGUGUAUGAGGAGAUACGAGACGGUCGCCAGGGACGUGGGAGAUACAGACGCCAGGCUUAUGGAGGAGAUAAACAAACAGCGUUCAGAAAUGUCGGAGAUGGCGACCAUGUGGCAGGAGUGUCUGCAGCGGUACAGAGACAUGAGCAACGACUUCAACAACCUCAAACAGAAGCUCGCCUCCGAGAUCCCCCAGCACAUGUCAGCGGACGGCGACCCCCCUCCCCCUCCUCCGGGGCCCGCCGCCUCGCCCCCCGGGCCGCACGCUCCCCCACACUCACACGCACACUACCGCCUGCCGCACGACUACCCGCCGAUGCCCCCCCUCCCCCCGUACGGCGGCUCCCCCCUCCGGCCGCGCGCCUCCGCCCCCCCCGCCUGGUGGUGGGCCGAGGGUCACCUGCCGCGGGACCUCUCACACUCACCAGACAGAGAACGAAGACAUCGCCAUAAAGAUAGAGAGGAGCCCAGAUACAAGGAGAAAUCGUCGAAGCCGAGCGGAGCCAGGUCGGAACAUAGACACAGGAAGAGAUAA